AUGCCUAAUGAAAUUACUAAUCUUAUACCCUCUUCUUCGUUGCAUCCCGAUUUUAGCAUUACUUGUGAGGAUGAAACACAAACUUUUGCCGAUCGAAGUUUAGUUUUCCCUCCAGAACCUGUUAGAGUCCCUUUUCGAGUUUCUGUGCGAGUUUCAAAAGCACAGAUCUAUCCUUGGACUUCAGUUGGUUUGGAUCGUCAUACCUUAGGAAGUAUGAAACAUAGAUGUCGCAAAUGUCGCGCUCUAUUAUGGAUAGAUGAAAGGUUAUUAAAUUCCUCUACACGAUCACCGGUUUUUACAACUUGCUAUGCUGGAGGGAAGAUUCUUCUUCCUCCUCUUCAGGAACUACCUUCACCUUUAAAUACGCUUCUUACAAGGACUGAUCAAAGAGCUAGAUUAUUUAAACAGAAUAUUAAAAUGUAUAAUUCAGCAUUGUCAUUUACGUCUCUAGGUGCUAAUAUUGAUCACAGCAUAACUGGUACGAGUGGGGUUUAUAGCUUUCGCAUUCAUGGUAAAAUGUAUCAUAGUAUAGGCAGCUUAUUUCCUGAUGAUGAUAAUCGUCCUGAAUUCGCCCAAUUGUAUAUCUAUGAUACUGAGCAUGAAUUACGAAAUAGAAUGAAUAUAAUGCCUGGUCUUGACCCCGUUAUUCUUGGGGAGCUUCAACAAAUGUUACAUGAUUUGAAUCCUUAUUGUAACAUAUUUAAACAAGCUGGGCAUAUGCUACUAGCAAAUCCUUCAUUAAACUUACGAAUGGCAAUUACAGAUAAUAGAAAAAAAGAUCCUAGAUGA
This is a messenger RNA of Cetraspora pellucida, 789 nucleotides long. NCBI's taxonomy places the organism in Eukaryota, Fungi, Glomeromycota, Glomeromycetes, Diversisporales, Gigasporaceae. The record is from the annotation of a GenBank genome assembly.